Molecule: messenger RNA, 2239 nt
Organism: Sardina pilchardus (European sardine)
Lineage: Eukaryota; Metazoa; Chordata; Actinopteri; Clupeiformes; Clupeidae
Gene: znf513a
Product: zinc finger protein 513a
Exons: 5
Coding region: 176-2230 (684 amino acids)
Biological process (GO): regulation of transcription by RNA polymerase II
Molecular function (GO): DNA-binding transcription factor activity, RNA polymerase II-specific; RNA polymerase II cis-regulatory region sequence-specific DNA binding
Source: RefSeq, a predicted model, not a curated record
AUAGCGGAAGAGAAUGUAUACAAUAGCAAUCUAAAAAUCAAUUAAGUUAUGAAAAAAAGCCCAUUAAUUGCCUUUCUUUGUGGCCGAUGUUGUUAUGGAAUGGCGGAUAGCUAGAAAAGAUGUCAAAUUCCUAACAAUGAGCUGAUAGAUACAUGAGGCAUCGUGAAGCAGGUGCAUGACCAGAGAGGCUGACUGGAAGAUGCCAAGAAGAAAACAGCAGAAUCCACAACCUGUAAAGUUGGAUUCUGAAGAUGAUAUAGGAGUUGAAACCGCAGCAAGCCUCACAUUUGAGAGUGAUCUCAUCCUGGGACAAGAUCUUGAUUUUACAGACCCAGACAAUGAUGGGAAAAGCAUAGGGCUGGAUAGAUACACAGCUGACCUGGGCUUGCCCGUGUUCUCCCUGGCCGACGAGGAAAGCUCCUCCUACAGCCGCCUGAGCAUGGAGAGCGACACCGACGAGCCUCGCGGCGAACGCGACGCGCUCACCACCGCCGCCGCCUCCUCCUCCUCCGCCGCCAACGCCUCUGCCUCCACCACCCCCUCCUCCGAGUCGGCCUUCCCCUCCUACCUGGCCUGCAGGGCCUGCGGACGGCUGUCGGAGGACCCCUUGGGGACCGGCCUGGACCUGGUGGGGCCCUACUGCCUGCACUGCUGCAAGGCCGGGAGCCUGGGACUGAGGGAGGGGCCCGGGGGUUACCGGAGGGCCGCCGGAUGUCCCGCGGCCUCGAGGUCGGAGGCGGAGGACGGGCUGCUGGACAGGGAGGGGCUGGGGUUGGUCGCCGGCGACGACGACGGCUCGCUGCUGAAGCUGCACUCGUGCCACCUGUGCGGCUUCUCGUCGCGCUACGCCAACCACGUCAAGCGGCACAUGAAGACGCACAACGGCGAGAAGCCGUACCGCUGCCCGCUGUGCACGUACGCCUCGGCGCAGCUGGUCAACCUGCAGCGGCACCUGCGCAUCCACACCGGCGAGAAGCCGUACAAGUGCCAGAGCUGCGCCUUCGCCUGCAGCUCCCUCGGCAACCUCAAGAGGCACCAGCGCAUGCACGUCGCCAGCGGGGCGGCCACGAUCACCGCCGCCGUGGCCGCCACACCCGCUUCUGCCGCCGCUGCCGCCGCCGCCGCCGCCGCUGCUGCUGCUGCUGCUGCUGCUGCACCACCACCACCCAGCACUAGAGGGCAGCAGCAGCAGGGAGAGGGGAGCCGAGUCCCUGGCGGCCCACGGAGGAGUGCCGUCAGUGGGGGACACAGUCUGCGGAGGCCCCUUAGGAGCCACAGAGCCAGGGCGGAGGCAGCUAGGACGAGUAAUAACGACAUGGUGUCCCGAAAUGACUUGGCUCAUCUACCUGUGGGUGGAGGCGAUGGAGGUUUCCUGCAGGCUUUCGACGGCCCCAGAGCAGAACCACAGCAGCAGCAGCACCACCACCACCACCAGCACCACCAGCGCCCCCCCGAUCUCCACUCUCCUCCUCCUCCUCCUCCUCGUCGUCCUCCUCCGCCCGUUCCCCCUCAACAGCCCCAGCCUCCCGCCUCGCUGCCCCCUCUCCUCUUCCCCUUCACCUGCCGCCUGUGCGGCGUGGCCCUGGACGACGAGGACGGCUCCUCCGCCCAGAUCUGCGCCCGCUGCACCCUGGAGCUCCUCACCAAGGACUCGAGCGGCCCCGGGGAGCGUUCGGGCGGCGCCAGCGAGCGCGUGUACACGUGCGCGGCGUGCCCCUUCCUCACGCACUACCCCAACCACCUGGCGCGGCACAUGAAGACGCACAGCGGCGAGAAGCCGUACAAGUGCCCGCAGUGCGACUACGCCUCGGCGCACUUCGACAACCUCAAGCGCCACCACCGCGUGCACACGGGCGAGAAGCCCUACAAGUGCCACCUGUGCGAGUACGCCUGCGGCAACCUGGCCAACCUCAAGCGGCACCAGCGGGUGCACUCGGGCGCCAAGCCCUUCCAGUGCGCGCUGUGCAGCUACAGCUGCAACCAGAGCAUGAACCUCAAGCGCCACAUGCUGCGGCACACCGGCGAGAAGCCGCACAAGUGCCAGGAGUGCGGCUACACCACGGGCCACUGGGACAACUACAAGCGGCACCAGAAGAAGCACGGCCUGGCCGCCGACGGAUGGGUCAAGGUGCAGCUGCCCGGCGGGGGCGAGGAAGGCGAGGAGGACGAGGAGGAGGAAGAGGAGGAGGAGGAGAUGAUGGUCGAGGAGGAGGAAGGGGAGGUGGUGUAGGUGCGGACU